AUGCUAGCGCUGCGCGGAGCCGUGCUUGCUGCCUUUACGAGCGCAAGCGCUGAGGAUGGUCCUGCAAUUCCUUAUGUUGCUCCAGAUGUUACCGGCCUUCAUUUCGUGGAGACCUUUGAUGCCGAUGUAUGGUCAAGGUGGAAGCAUUCCACUGCGGAGAAGUACAAUGGAAAAUUCGAGGUCACCACGCGAACCCCUGAGGCGCUGCUUGGCGAUGUGGCCUUGAAGGUGUCAGAGGCCGCUCGCCACUACGGCACAGCCGCGAAGUUUGAGCCAAUCGCUGUCCAACAGAAGGGCGCCUUCGCUGUGCAGUUCGAAGCCAGAUUUGAGGAUGGCUUGUCGUGCGGUGGUUCGUACAUCAAAUUGUUCGACAGUGAAGGCCGGCCCUCCGAUGCUUUCGAUUCCGACACGCGUUACGUCGUCAUGUUUGGGCCGGACAAAUGUGGCGGUACGAACAAAGUGCAUUUCAUUUUCCAGCACAAGAACCCCGUCACGGGCAAGUGGGAAGAAAAGCAUUUGCAGACGCCUCCGAGUGUGCCGAUGGACCGCCGCACACAUUUGUACGGCUUGUUCAUCCGCUCUGACAACAGUUUCGAAGUCCAUGUCGACGGUGAGAAGAAGGCUAGCGGCUCUCUCCUCAAGGACAUGCAGCCGCCAGUUAACCCACCGAAGGAAAUAGAUGACCCGUCAGACCAGAAGCCGUCGAACUGGGUCGAUGAAGCAAAGAUAGAUGAUCCAGAUGCAUCGAAACCAGACGACUGGGACGAAGAUGCGCCGUUUCAGAUCCCAGAUCCAUCAGCUUCCAUGCCUUCAGGGUGGUUGGAAGACGAGCUGGCUAAGAUACCAGAUCCCAAGUCGCAGAGGCCUGCAGAUUGGGACGAUGAGGAGGACGGUGAAUGGGAAGCUCCGAUCAUCGACAAUCCCAAGUGCUCUGUCGGCUGCGGAAAGUGGGAGGCACCGAGAAUCAACAAUCCCAACUACAAAGGCAAAUGGUAUGCACCAAAAAUUGACAAUCCAGCUUACAUUGGCGAAUGGAAGCCCAGGCAGAUAGACAAUCCUGAGUAUUUCGUGGACGAGAAUCCGUACAUGCUGCCGACCAUAGAUUCGGUGGGUAUUGACAUCUGGACGAUGGACAAGGGUAUCAUGUUCGACAACAUCGUUGUCGAUUCCAACCCGGAAAAGGUCAUAGCGUUUGGCCAAGCUACAUUCAAGGUGCGGAGCGACAUCGAGGCAAAGCAGGACAAGUCGGCAAGUGGACAAGGCAUGUUCAGCAAAGCCCUGGACACGGUUCUAGAGAACCCAGUUCCAGUCCUGGUAACAGUUCUUGCUCUGCUUGUUGGCAGCUUCCUGCUCUGUUGCCGGGGUGGGGCCGGGUCUCCAGCACAACCGGUGACCGAAGGCGAGCCCACGCCGCAGCGGAAAAAGCUCAGCGAGUACAAGAAGGCACGGUCUGACUCCCCAUCCAGGAAAAGAGACGAUGCUCAGGCAGACAGCGCCGAAGCAAGUGAUGGGCCUGCAGCAGCGCAGCCAGCGGAGUCUGAGGAGAAGAAGGAGGAGGGGGGCUUGGCUGCAACACUGGCACAAGAAGACUGA
Molecule: messenger RNA, 1593 nt
Organism: Symbiodinium necroappetens
Lineage: Eukaryota; Dinophyceae; Suessiales; Symbiodiniaceae
Source: the annotation of a GenBank genome assembly